CAUCAUCAGAACGUCCGCCAGCAAAACGACACAGGUCUUUCUCGAUCGAUCGGUCCAGAAGUUUUGGCUGAGAGGGAGCGAUAGGUGGGUUGAAGACGCGAAGCAAUCUCAUUGUGCGUGUCGGGGGAAGAUUCUUCGUCCCCAGUGGUCAAACUCCGCCCGCUUCACUGAUUCAUAGCUUCUCUUCAGAAGUUCUUGGGACCUCUCUCACCUACCACGGCGGAUCGAAAGAUUCAAUCCAUGGCUUUUGCCUCCCCGCUCGCUGCCAUCUUCUUGAUCGCUUUCGUCUUCUCGAUCUUGGCGGUUUCGUACUCUGUCCCCUUCAUCGUCUUGCAUGGCAUUGGAGAUCAGUGCUCCAAUCGAGGGGUUACGCAGUUCACUGAGCUUUUGAGCAAAUAUUCUGGUGCUGAAGGAUUUUGCAUAGAAAUUGGGGAUGGAGCAUGGGAUUCAUGGUUUAUGCCUCUUGACGAGCAGGCUAGAGUUGUUUGUGACCAGGUGAAAGAAAUGAAAGAACUAAGCCAGGGUUACAACAUAGUUGGUCUCUCUCAGGGAAACUUGAUAGGACGGGGUGUUCUUGAGUACUGCGAUGGGGGACCGCCUGUUAAGAAUUUUAUCUCCUUAGGAGGACCACAUGCUGGUACUGCUUCUGUUCCUCUAUGUGGUACCGGUCCACUAUGCAUUAUUGCUGACCACCUUAUCAAGUCGCAUAUUUACAGUGAUUAUAUUCAGGCUCAUUUGGCUCCUAGUGGUUAUCUCAAACUUCCAAAUGCUAUUUCAGACUAUUUGGCCAAAUGUAGGUUUCUUCCGAAGCUUAACAACGAACUCCCUGAUGAGAGAAAUUCCACUUACAAAGAACGGUUUAGUAGCUUGGAGAACUUGGUGCUUAUAAUGUUUGAACAUGACACAGUUUUGAUCCCCAAGGAAACUUCCUGGUUCGGAUAUUAUCCAGAUGGCGCAUUCAGUCCAAUAAUUCUUCCGAAUGAGACCCAGCUUUACACGGAGGACUGGAUUGGUUUGAGAAGUUUGGACGAAGCUGGGAGGGUUCAGUACCUUAGCGUCUCAGGAAACCAUCUUGGGAUAUCCAGAGGUGAUAUGAAAAAGUAUGUUGCUCCUUAUUUGGAAGAACAGAAAACAAGAACCCCCGAUCAGGUCAGGGACGGAGAAUCAGCUGAAGUGCCGCUUCUUCGGAGAUUGUCGUCUUAUGAGUGGCCAUCGUCGCUCAAGAGUUUCAUCAGUGAAUUGCUUGAACUCACUGGGGAGAAGCUAUUAACAGGCUAUUGAUUCAAAUGUGUACAUGAUGUGGUAUCCACACCACCUUACGAUAGUGUUACAAUAGAAAAAUGUGGGAUUGCUUGUUCCAUUGUACUAUGAGGGUAAUUGCACUCGAACCCUUUCUUAUGGUCAAUUGGUCCUACGGUAUAUACGGUCCUGUAAUUCUAACGAGUAAGCGGGACAGUGGAGAAGAAUCUCGGGUUGUCAUGACACGUAGCUUUUGCUUGUA
This is a messenger RNA of Rhodamnia argentea, 1501 nucleotides long. RefSeq names its product palmitoyl-protein thioesterase 1-like. Lineage: Eukaryota; Viridiplantae; Streptophyta; Magnoliopsida; Myrtales; Myrtaceae. The record is from RefSeq and is a predicted model, not a curated record. The transcript is spliced from 12 exons. The coding region runs from base 241 to 1281 and encodes 346 amino acids. Gene Ontology annotation, cellular component: intracellular membrane-bounded organelle. Gene Ontology annotation, molecular function: thiolester hydrolase activity.